CACGAUAUCAGCACGCAAUGGCGGACCUCGAGGCGCAGAUCAACCAGUUCUUCGCUGCUCCCGAUCAGGCUCUGCCUCAAGAUGUGCUGUCUGAGCUGCUGCACAUCGUGCAGCUGAUGUCGCUGUCGCCAGAGGACUUGUUCUACAAAUGGGACAGCUACGUCCUCACCAUGGGUGUCGAAUCCACCAAAUUGGACUACAAAACGGUGCAGGACUUUAAGAAGACGCUACAAGAAGCGCUGGAACGAGAGACACGAAAGCGACCCGAGGCUCACAACGCACCGAAGCGAAUGGGAGCCACACCACGAACAACAGGAGGACAAGAUGUAUUCGGUAUGCUGGAUGGCAUGGUCUCAAACACACCUGCAUCUCGAAUAUCUGCAGCGAAGCGAAAGAGCAAUUUUGAUACACCCACUUCGAAGGCUGUAAAGAACAAUCUCAACAGUUCUCCCGCAGACAACAAGACGCCUGUCAUGAAGAGCUUGCCUACAGUCGCAUUCGAGGACAGGAAGAAUUCGGGCGAAGUAGUGGAGGCAAUCAAUACACAUCUACCUGCUGCUGCGCUCUCAGAAGUCCCUCCCGCAGAGUCGCGGCUCAAGCUGAAGGCGGCGGUGGACUUACCCAAGUACUCCUACAAGCCCAUGGCUAUGAAAUUGUCCGAAGUCUCCGAAAUUCUCGACGAUCGUAUCGACAUGUUUGUGGAGCAAGUACAGAAAGAGCAUAAAUUGGAAGACAGCGACUUUGGAAACCCUGCAGCGCAGUCGACUUCAGAGGUGGUAGCAGUCGGGAGAAUCGCAUGUGAUCAGCCAAUAGGCAAGCUAAACGCCUCCAGCAUAGUGCUUGAGACCAGUCGAAGAAUGGGAGCUGGUAUGAGGGUACCCCUCAAGAUGGACGGCGUGACAUUCGACUUCUUCCCAGGCAAGAUUGUGGCACUUCGAGGCACGAACGUUAGCGGUCAGCAUUUCCUGGUGCGAGAAGUGCUUCCAAUGCCUCUUCUGCCAGUGGCAGCGUCUCGACCCGAAGACAUCGACGUGCACAAUGACCGACUCACAUCAGCCGAUGGUGAAACAAGGCCUCUUCAUAUGCUUGUUGCAAGCGGACCGUACACAGCAGAUACCGAUCUCUCCUUUGCACCUUUAUAUGCCCUCCUCGAAAGAGCAGCUAUUGAGCGCGCAGAUGCUCUGAUCCUCACUGGGCCUUUUCUUGACUUGGAACAUCCAGUCGUAGCGUCUGGAGACUUUGAACCACACCUACCCGCUGACGCGAAGAUCGAGCCGGACCAAGCAACUAUCACUGAUGUCUUUCGCACCCUUAUCAGCGGUCCCAUCCAACGCCUAAUCCAGACCGUAUCGACAAUCACGAUAAUCAUGGUGCCUUCUACGCGCGACGCCAUCAGCAAACACGUCUCUUGGCCACAAGAUCGUGUCCCGAAACCCCAAUUGGGCCUCCCCAGACAAGUCCAGUUCGUCGCAAACCCGAUGGCCCUCUUCCUCAACGAACUCAUCGUCGGAAUGUCUUCGCAAGAUGUCUUGUCCGAACUGCACCGCAGUGGCGCAGCACAAUCUGCGACAGGAGACAAGCCUCUGAACAAUGAUCUUCUGGCGCGGCUGAGCGAACAUGUCAUUGAACAGAGUCAUUAUUUCCCUAUCUUUCCGCCACAAUCGAGGGAAGAGCUGCCAAAACCUACGGCGAUUGAGGGCGAGAUUCCCGAGCCUGGAGGCGAAGAACGACUUGCUUUGGGGGCGAAUCUGGAUCUGUCGUUUUACAAGCUGGGAGAGUUUUGGCAGGCGAGACCGGAUGUUUUGAUUCUGCCCAGCACGCUGAUGCCUUUUGCAAGGUUCGUACAAGGCGUCCUCUGCAUCAAUCCAGGCACUCUCAGCAAGAAGCGAGGCGCGGGUACUUUUGCUUCAUUGGACAUCUCGCCGAGGAAAUUGUCAGGUGAAGAGAGGGAAGCGGGAGAUUAUGUUGGACAUCAGCUACAUGAACGAGCGAGAAUUGAAAUCAAGAGGAUAUGAAAGGUUGUUCUGUUUUUCCACGAGUCCUGUACUUUUCAGGAUGAGGAUGUACAGCGAUUUGAACAUUCCUGCCGUCGAC
Molecule: messenger RNA, 2094 nt
Organism: Cercospora beticola
Lineage: Eukaryota; Fungi; Ascomycota; Dothideomycetes; Mycosphaerellales; Mycosphaerellaceae
Gene: POL12
Product: DNA-directed DNA polymerase alpha subunit POL12
Biological process (GO): DNA replication initiation; DNA replication
Cellular component (GO): alpha DNA polymerase:primase complex
Molecular function (GO): DNA binding
Source: RefSeq, a predicted model, not a curated record